AAUGCUAACUCACCAACUGGUAUCUAUCGCUGUGAUAUUCCAACUGUUGCUGUCCAUGAUGAUACUGACAUCUCAGUGAGAGACACAGUCUAUGUGGGACUGUAUACUGCCAGUGGAGGAGACAUCUCGAUAUCUGGAGGAGUGACAUUUGACCCUAGCCAGCUGACCCUCACCUGUAUCUCCACUGGUGGACCUGCUACCACUGUCACUUGGACCAGAGACAAUGUCAUAUCACUGGAGAGCAAAACGAGACUGUGUUGAAUGACCCAGUGACUGCACAGUACACCCACACUCUGACUGUGACUACUGCAGGAGAGUACACGUGUACUGUGGCUAAUAACAAGCCAUCUUCUGCUUCAGCUAGCACCACUGUAGCAGGUCCCCCACCUCCCACUGAUGUGACAGCAGUCCAGGAUGGUCCCACUAGUAUCACAGUGACCUGGACUCCUCCCUCUCCUCUGGAUGGUAUCACUGGCUACACCAUCUUCUACACUGGAGGAGGGAGCAACGAUGAGACAACUGUCAGUGGUGGAAACACUAUGAGUCACACUCUGACUGGUCUCACCAAUGGAGAGAACUACACCAUAUCGAUUGUAGCUACAACCAAUGGGCUGUCUAGUCCACCUGUACAGGCCACUGUUGGUUUAGUUCCAUCAGCUCCAGUCCUCGAUUCAACUCCAACAGUCACUACCACUACCAUCGCUAUAUCUGGUAGUGUUCCCAGUGGCUCAGUGGUGACUGGCUAUGUGGUCCAGUGGCAGAGAGACACCUCACUUGUCUGUCCUGAUCUGAGUGAUGAUGGUAGUAUCACUGAGACUAGCAGUAGUUUCACUGGACAUACAAUAACUGGACUGGAGCCAGGCAAUAGGUACACCAUCACUGUGACAGUCUCUAAUGGAGCUGGUAGUGGUCCUGUCAGUAAUGCUGUUGCUGCAAUGACUACUGCGACUGCUCCCAGUGGUGCUCCUGGUCCAAUCACUCUAGUUACAGUCACACCAAACAGUGCCACUGUCCAGUGGGGAGAGGUGCCUUGUCCCCAGAGAAAUGGAGAGAUCACAGACUACACAGUUACUGCAACCAACUCGGGUGGAAUGGAGGAAGGAACUGCUAGUGUUGAUGUAGAUGCUAGACAAGCCACAAUCUCUGGACUGACUCCAUCCACACAGUAUACUGUGUCAGUGGCUGCAGUCAAUAGUGCUGGUACUGGACCUCCACUACCCUCCCUGUAGAGACUCCAGAUGGACUCGCUGUAUCAGCCACUCCUUCAUCCUCUACCUCCCUCACCAUCUCAUGGACACUGGAGGACAGUUUGACUGCUACCUCCUACACCAUCUCCUACUCCAACACCAACACUGACUGUUUCACUGACUCCAGAAGUGAUAUCUCUGCUAGUGGGACAUCACACACUCUGACUGGUCUAGAGGAGGGAACUGAGUAUUCUAUCACUGUCACUGCCACUCUGACUGGGAAUGGAGGGACUCAAGAAGGCAGCACCACAGCCACCACACUGACUGCUGGU
Molecule: messenger RNA, 1519 nt
Organism: Geodia barretti
Lineage: Eukaryota; Metazoa; Porifera; Demospongiae; Tetractinellida; Geodiidae
Source: the annotation of a GenBank genome assembly